Molecule: messenger RNA, 939 nt
Organism: Carica papaya (papaya)
Lineage: Eukaryota; Viridiplantae; Streptophyta; Magnoliopsida; Brassicales; Caricaceae
Gene: TIP2;2
Product: tonoplast intrinsic protein 2;2
Biological process (GO): water transport; transmembrane transport
Cellular component (GO): plant-type vacuole membrane
Molecular function (GO): water channel activity
Source: RefSeq, a predicted model, not a curated record
AAUGAAACGUGAGAGAGAGAGAGAGAUAAGAGUUUAAGUGGGUUUGAGAAGGGAAAAUGGUGAAGAUAGCUCUUGGAAGUUUUGGAGACUCCUUCAGUGUUGGGUCUCUCAAGGCUUAUCUCUCUGAAUUCAUCGCUACUCUUCUCUUCGUAUUUGCUGGUGUUGGAUCUGCCAUUGCUUUUGGGAAGGUGACGUCGGACGGAGCGUUGGACCCCGCAGGACUGGUGGCAAUAGCGGUGGCUCAUGCGUUUGCACUGUUUGUCGGAGUGGCGAUAGCCGCCAACAUCUCCGGCGGACAUCUGAACCCAGCUGUCACCUUGGGAUUGGCCAUCGGCGGCAACAUCACCCUCCUCACCGGCCUUUUCUAUUGGAUUGCUCAAUGCCUUGGCUCCAUUGUGGCUUGCGGCCUCCUCAAAUUUGUCACAGACUUGAGUGUUCCAACGCAUUCAGUUGGUUCGGGGAUGAGUGUUUUGGAAGGAGUAGUGAUGGAGAUAGUAAUAACGUUUGCUCUCGUAUACACGGUGUAUGCGACGGCCGCAGACCCAAAAAGGGGCUCACUCGGUAUAAUCGCACCAAUAGCCAUCGGGUUCAUCGUGGGUGCCAAUAUCUUGGCUGCCGGCCCAUUCAGCGGUGGUUCGAUGAACCCAGCUCGAUCAUUCGGUCCAGCCGUGGUGAGCGGAGACUUUACCGACAACUGGGUUUACUGGUUGGGUCCAUUAGUUGGUGGAGCUUUGGCUGGGCUUGUUUAUGGUGAUAUCUUUAUUGGGUCUUAUUCCCCAGUUUCUGCCUCCCAAGACUACCCUUAGAAAUCUUUAAUCCAACUAAAGAAUGGUUUGUUUUCUUCUGUUGUUGAUUUUCCUUGUUUGUUUGAUGGGAUGCUCGUUUUCUGAUUAAUAAAAAAUGUAAAUAAUGGUUUAUGUGAAUUCUCAUUUCAUUCAA